AUGAGUGAUUUUCUGGACCGUGUUGAAGGCUUUAUCAAACUUGAAGAGGCUAUUCAGCGAGCAGAAGGUGAGCAAAAACCUAGCAAGUCAAAAGCUCCUUCCACUGGGACAUCCGCCCAGCUUCCCCAUUACCCAAGCAAUUCAAGCUCAAACAGUAAACGUUCCAACAACAAUAAUAGGCAAGGGAAUGGGAAAAAGGGAAAGUUUAUAGGCAAAACUGAACAAGCUCCCCGGGAGAAUUUAGCCAAGUAUAUUGCAUUUACCAUCUUGGCUAAGGAUAUAGAAAGUGUUUACAUGGCCACUCACUCACUAGCCCAGUCUAAGAAGCGCACACCCAUGAAAAAAGAUGUCAGCAAGAGAGACAUGACCAAGUUUUGUGGAUUUCAUGGAGACUACGGCCACGACACCAAUGAAUGCAACAAUCUGAAGUGGGAAAUUGAAUUCUUCAUAAGGAAAAAUAACAUGCAUGUACAGAAGUAUGUCAAGGCUGAUCAGAAUCAGAGGGGUGAUAAUAACAAAGACUUGCUACCUCCACCAGUAGACGGACAUCUACAAGUCAUCAUUAGAGGCCGACACAUAGCUGGAGAUUCAGGCAAAGCUUGGGAGUGGUAUGCCAGAACAGCACAACACGAGCAAGAAGAAGUUAUCCUGGUCGUAGAAGAAAGGAAGCCUAAAAUCCCAUGGGCAGGAGAGCCCAACAUUACAUUCAACAACGAAGAUGCUGUCAAGAUCAGGUUUCCGCACAAUGACCCUUUGGUCAUGGAGGUCCAGAUAGCCAACAAGAUGAUGGCCAGAACAAUGAUAGAUAAUGGAGCCUCUUCAAACACCUUAUUCAAGACUGCCUAUGAAAAGAUGGGGCUCUAG
Messenger RNA from Cannabis sativa, 864 nucleotides. RefSeq lists its product as uncharacterized. NCBI's taxonomy places the organism in Eukaryota, Viridiplantae, Streptophyta, Magnoliopsida, Rosales, Cannabaceae. The record is from RefSeq and is a predicted model, not a curated record. The coding region runs from base 1 to 864 and encodes 287 amino acids. The transcript has a single exon.